Molecule: messenger RNA, 311 nt
Organism: Saccoglossus kowalevskii
Lineage: Eukaryota; Metazoa; Hemichordata; Enteropneusta; Harrimaniidae
Product: sperm-associated antigen 16 protein-like
Biological process (GO): axoneme assembly
Cellular component (GO): axonemal central apparatus
Molecular function (GO): protein binding
Source: RefSeq, a predicted model, not a curated record
AGAAACAUUAUGCAGCAUAUGAACCAACAUUGAAGCAGUUGAAACAUAAAUAUGAAGUAGCCAUGAAAGAAAAGAUGCUUAGUAAAUUGGAAAGAGACAGAGCUAUUGGACAGGUUACAGGUCUUCAGUCAACUCUCAAGAAUCUAGAGAAUAUUGGCAAAGAUGUCAGAGUACCAGAUACCAGAAUACUGAGAGAAUGUAUGUUCCAAGAGCUGGGACCCUCUCAGAGAUCAUUGGUAGAGGCCAGAAUACAAGAAGAUAUUCUAAAAGAUAUUGGAAACCAAACACAGGAUUCUAAGAGACAUCCUGAU